Molecule: messenger RNA, 9936 nt
Organism: Symbiodinium sp. CCMP2592
Lineage: Eukaryota; Dinophyceae; Suessiales; Symbiodiniaceae
Source: the annotation of a GenBank genome assembly
AUGUUUUGGCGAAUCUGUACAGUGAUUUUCCUGGGAAGUUUUGCCCGCCUUGCCAGACAGCUGUGCCAUCAACUCCUCGGUCGCUUGUGCCUUGGAAUUGGGCUUCCUUCCUACCUCGUCCUCUGCCCAACUUGUCUGUGUUCCUCCCUGCGGCGCUCCCGUACCUCGGGCAAGACAGGUAUCGGCAAGCAUGUGCGCGUCGGUUUUCUGUUGUGGCUCAUUGCCUCAUCCCAUGUUCAUGCCGCUGGAUCGGGUCCUGCAUUUCAGCCACAGACUGAGCCAGACAUCGGCAGCUCUGGUCACUCCUGCCCUCCUGAUCCUGAAGGCUGCAUGAGGAUGACCCAUGAUGCUAUGUCACUUGUGCAGGUGCGUCAUAGUCGGAGAUUCCGUGGGGAGUCCCUCCUUACUGUUGGCACUGUACCGAGGGUACAUGGGUUGCAUGAACUCGAGGGUCCCCUCAUCAACGCCGCCGCUGGACUCCCGAACCCAGGUAACCCCGAGCCUCACUGCCUCAGGUCCAUUGCGGUCUUCGUGGCAGGACAUACGUCUGGGGGGCCGAUUCAGGUUGCGAUUGAUACGCGGCUGCACGGGGUUCAGCUGCACAGGGUCAUUCUGCAGCUUGUUGGCCUGUCAUUCCAGCUCUGGCACGUCCAUGAGCUCCAGACUUUGCUGCCCGCCUUGCCCCUGGAGCAGGUUGUUGUCAUUCCGAAUGAUGUGGCAUGGAACCAGGCAUGCAUUCCAGUUGACCUCUGUGCCCUCGGAGGUACCAUCUCGGUUGUCCGAGGGCCACGUCAGCAGCUGGCUAGUUACUUUCUUGUUGCUGCUGCUAGAAGCCAGGAUCUGGCCUUGGAUCUUGCCAAUACCGUGUGCCGCACCCGGCACGGGUUCUUUGAGCCCGAAUGUCAGGCACUCCUCCUCCACGGCAAUGACGCCCUACAAGCGUUACCGGUGUAUGCAGAAGAGUCGAGAGGCAGCCGCAGCCCUACUCACUCAAUUGAGCACCGGAUGGCGGUCAGCUCAUUCGAUGGAACUGACCAGGGUUUUGAAAUGAUUGUCAAUCCCCACGCCAGAGCUGUGAUCAUUACGCUCACCGGUCUCAUUUUCUACGACACGGACCCGUUCCAUGAUCGGGACGAGCUCCUUCGUGAAGCGUAUGAGGCGGUCGGAGAUAUUGGUCCCCUCCGCUUGCAACGGGUGUGGCCGCAUAUGCCGGGGCUGCCGCCACUGCAAUUUGCUCAAGCUGAGCAGUCCGCUCUUCAGGUCACCUAUGUAGUCGAUGCCCGGGCUAUUGGGGGUGAGAUUAGUUUGGUGUACUUGGGACCCCAGACCCCUGUUGCUGACGUGCUUAUGCAACUCCCUACCUUCAGGCAGGCAGGACCUAAUGGACCCGAGAUUCUGCGAGGAAUUCAUGAUGGUCAUUUGAGGGUCCUCCAUCAUGAGGUUGUUAUUUCUCCUGCCACCUCCCUCGAUAGCGAACCCCCGGUCUGCCUGACCCUUGUUCCUCACCGCAGACCCCACAUGGGCCAAGCUAGGGCUAGAACUGAGACCACGCAGCCGACGGCGGACACCACUUUGCCGCACCCUGGAGGUAACCCGGCUGCCCCAGCACCUCGAGUGGACCCUAGCGCCGCUGGGUGGAUUAGUCUCGGGUUACUUCGCCAAGGAUGGCUGAGGAAUGUGCUCUUAGCGGGGUACUUUGUGACAUUGGUCUCUGCUGGUCGUGCGGACAGUGAGCCUACUGACCUGACAGGCACGGCUAGAACCAUGCAUAUUCCCCGGUUUCAGCCCGACCUGGCGUAUCACGAUGCCUCAAUGCACCUCCGAUUGCAACAAGGUUUUGUGUCAGGCCUGGAGGGCGACUUCCUGCCGAUUGUCUCUGGGUAUGGCACCCUCCAUCAUGAUCUAGAGGUCAAUGCCUGUCUCUGGGCCCCGGAACAUUUUGAGGAAUUCAGAGUUCCAGGUUCUAUGUCUAGGCAUCGCCUUCGCGAGACACUCACCGAGAAAGCUAGGUCGUGGGGCCGAGGCCAAAUUGUCCCUGCAGCUACGUCGCCACAUGCUCUGGCUGUGCACUUCGUCGCUGUUACCACUGAAUCGGGACAUCGCACUACGCUUUUCGCAGCGGAUACAUCCUGCGUUUGCAUUGAUGUGCCCCGUGAAGCUCCGCAGGAUUUCCUCUUGAGACAGUGUGAAGCUAAGUUGCGAUCCGACUGUGUGCGUUUUCUGCCGAUGGCCACGCCGCUUCGGCACGGUGAUGUCAUUCGGGUCGAGCUUGACAAGGAAUUUGGGCGGGCUGAUGCCAGCCGCUUUCUUCUUUACUCUGAGAUCGCUCGGCCAUCUCGGUGGCUAGAUGUGCUCCCAUACCGUCAGAUUGCGGUUUUGACGGCUCAUCGAGGUGUGCAAAUUUUGCACGAUACCGUCACGGGCCGAAGCCCUCACGGAGCAGUUCAGGCAUGGCUUCGGGAGCGGAAUUAUGCGCCUAGGCAAGCUGUGGAGGUUUUGGAGCUCUCCAACCUGGUAGGUUUUCCAUGCUUCCAUACCAUUGUCGCUGGUGCCACUAAUGCCGUCCUGUGGUUGCAUGAUCAUUUUGGCAACCCCAACACUGGACUUGCCGUGACCGCUGUCGGUUCCUUUUCUGUUGCGGUCGACGUGCUUGAAGCGUGUGCACGCACGUCUACUUCAGCCAGGGCAGUGUGCAGCUUGGUCUCAACCGCGGAUCUCAGGACCGUCCAAACAGUGCAUGGCCUGUGUGCCCGUGGCUCGGGCACUAAAACUCUGUUUGUUCGCAUGGCAUUUGACCUGCAAGCUCUCCCUGGUGACAGCAUCUCUGUCCACCGUCAAAGGGCAACAGUCUUGCGCACUAGAAUUCCUCCCGGGAUAGCCAGAUCAGGUCGUAAUCCGCCCUCCAGGCAAGGUGCUGCUGCUACGAGAACUGCCUCUCCGGUCCGAAGCCCUUCUCCCCGGGCCACUGUCCCGGUAUGUCAUCCCUCACAUCUUCAGGAUGCCGACGGAGACCUCCCGGUCAUCCGGUGUGAAGCAGCUGAUGUGACGUGUGUUGUCCGCUGCGGUCCACACAUGCAGAUCUGGGCCUUGAAGAUCGAGGGCAGAUGGAACGGUGCUUGCACUCCCCAGGUCUCUUGGGACGCGGUUGUGUCCCUCGGCGGCCUCACUCCGUGGGAUGCUGCUGAUCUUGUUGUCACAACUGAGGACCGAUGGUGGCGGUACCCUCAAGAUUUAAGCACUGCCACGGGGCGAUGCCUCACCCUGCAUCAGACCUGUGAAAGCGGUCGGGAGGUUCCGGGGCAAGGGGCCGUCCCGUCGGUCCAUCAAGCCGCCUCGGUCGCGAGUGUUGCUCUUUGGGCUCUUGGGAAAGCCCCACUUAAAUGGCUCUCCAUCGGCUGGAUCCUUGGCGUUACCGCGAGACCUGCUCAGCAGGAGUCUCCUACAUCUGAAGAAUCCUCAAAUCCCAAUGCCACCGACAGCGAGCCUUCCCCUCCCUUCUCCACUGCUGCAGUUGAAGAUCAGAGGGACGAGUGCUGGAAUCCUCCCCUCACGCCCGCUCUUGAGGCUAGUGCUAUGGCGGCUAUGCUCCCUAUAGACCCUCAACAGAUCUAUCCGUGGCUGUGCUCACUCGGGGCUGCAAGUCACGACCUUCGGCUCUGGACCGCCAUGCGAGGGCCUGCCUUGGUCAGGUGGACCGACACUGCAUCUGAAUUUGAUCAGGCUCUCAGGCUAGGCGGCUUUUGUCCCGAGGAUCAUGAACUGUUUGCGGCUGCUGACACGGACCCGCACACGCUUGAGCUGGUGGCUGUGCCGCGAGGACAAGGCAGCUGGUGGAUUGUCCGUGACCUGCUUAGUCGUGAGCUCCUCCGACCAGUCACUUGGCUCCCCUGUGCUGGACAUAGGCUUGCGGUUACCACGAACUCCGCGGGUGAGGUCAAUGCUCUAGCCCAUCACAGCCGGCUGGCACGAUGCACGAUCCCUCCCCAAGGAGGACGGGCAACUGUUGUUAACCCGGUUGAUGGUUUCACGGCAGCGCUUGGUCAAGGGGGGCUCAUACUUGCACUUGGUUCGGCCUGGCGAACCGCACCCUUGCUGAGCACCAUCAGUUUGGCUUGUCUGCUCCUUGCGGAGCUGCCGGGGGCUUUCGGAUUACGAGCUGCCCCCAUUAGCCUCCGUCCGGGUCGCCAACUAGGCCUGGUCGCCAUGUGGUUGCUGGAUGUCGAGGUCUGGACAGGGCAAUCUAUGCAACAAACAGUCCAGAUACCACAGGUGCGAGUGUAUACCGCCAUCCGUAUUUGGAUUGUUGAUCAUCCAUCCCCCAUUCAAUUGUCAGGACCUCCUUGGCCGACUGAGGAGGAAAUUCAUGGCAUUGUUCAGCUAGGAGGUUUCGGGGUCGAGAGAGGCACCCUCAUUCCCAUCCGUGGCACGGCGGACCCAGCCAUCUAUGACGCCGCUUAUGUACCCCUGCAUUUUGGCCACUCCGGGAUAACUGCUUGCCUUGUGCAGCUUGAUGGCCGCGCUGCGGUUUUUGCUUUCGAUGCGCAACACUUCGACUGGGAUGCCUUUGGACGGUGGGUCGGGGAUGUCUUCCGCGAGGCCACCCUAGCCCAGCCAUUCGGGUUUAGGUUGGGUAACUGUGGAUACUCCUAUGGACAGGCAGUCCAGAUCAGGAAUGGUGAUCUCGUCGUUCUGCACUGUCCACGGCACCGCCACACUGCUUAUCUGGCACCUCCUGAUCCAUGGGCGCUUGAGUCCCCACCCCCUCUGCCUGCCCGGAUGCUUCAGACGGGUCCUACACGGGAAGCACCCAUCAAUGCAUACUUGGUUCCGCAGAGCACCGAGGGAGUUGGCGUAGGUGGUCACCGUAGGUGGGCCCUCAGCCUCGCCGUUGGCCCUAGCUCACUCCAGCCAGCUCUACCUGCUAGUCCUGCGAGUUCCGCGGGAUGUGGGAUUCCAACAGCAGCCGCUAUCUGCUCACGGAAUAGUUGUCCUUCCCUGCAGGCCUGCCCGUCAUUGAUCACACAACGGCAUGCCGCUGUACAAACGGAACCAGGUACGGCUACUUUAGACGAUGUCUGGUGGGCUAUCCAGGAUAUGCAAUGCCAACUUGCUGCCCUAGCUGCCCAGGCGCAUGUGCCAGCGGCCGAAGGCUUGCCCUCUGCAGAGGUUCCCUUAUUGCAAGGGCGAAGCCGAGAUGCCGACACUACCUCCACCUUCCGCGGGACCGAGAACUCCGGAUCCCUUCGGCCUGCCCUCCUUGUGCCGGGUAUCUGUCUCCUUGUCGGAGUCACUUUGCCGAAGCACUCGGCCGCACGCACGUGGCUCAUGCCCCUUGCCUUUCUCCUUCCAAUCUGGGGCGCGCCCACUCUGGCGGGGGACCGAAGUCGGUCGAGGUCUCCUGUGCCGACCGGCCGCCACAUGCCCUUCCUUCAUUCGGGAGGCCAAGGGCCCUGUGGGUCUACUGGCCAGCACCGGCACGCACAUACGCUCGGCCAUUUUCCGGGCAGACCGCUUGCUGUCAGCGUUGCUGACGACAACAGGGCGCGCACCUCUGUCCCAAUCUCGGAUGAACGACCCCUCAACUUUCUCCGGGUUGCUGACGCACCCUCCAUUCGGCAUGUGCAAUCUGUCUACCUGCAAGCGGACGCGUCUGCUGGUAUGGGAGUCCGUUUGGGAGCCUCACUCGCACGUGUUCCCCUGCGCCUGCAUGAUCCCUUCCAGCAACGGGGAUGCGCCCCUCUCUGGCUUCCAGUUGGAAGCCCGGGUCAGGCUGCUCUUGCUAAUGACUUUCUGCAGGACCAUGCCCUGUUGCGAGGAGGCCAGCGCUGGUAUGCCGCUGGUCCCUACCUCACCUGGCGCAGCGGGCAUGAGAAGGGUCAAUAUGGGGUCGAAAUCUGGGUUCACCAAGGUGCCUUUGGCGGCGACCUGCAGCUCCAAGACUGGCGAAUUGUGGCGUCCUCACCCAGGUAUUUGAUCAUCCGUUGUCAACGGUCUGCCUUCCCGGUCGUCAUCAUUUCCGCUCAUGCUCCUCACGCAGACAGACCCCAGCAAGACAUCGUUGACUUCUGGUCCGCCUUGCGACGUGAGAUCCAUGCCCUGCCUCUUUCCACCCCUCUCCUCAUUGGAGUUGACGCAAAUGCGGACUUCACCGCGGCAGACAGUGAGGGUCAGCUCAUUGGGGAUCUCGUUGACGGGCGCCCCCCACGGGAAGGAGAUCUGCAACUGCUUUCUUUCGCACAAGACCAUUUCCUGGAGGCGCCUGCCACUUGGAGCCGCUUGCAUCAAGGGCAAACCUGGACAUGGCAACACUCUUCUGGCAAAUGCAGGCGCCAUGAUCAUAUUCUGUUUUCGGCGGGCGGUCUCCGUGCGACGUCCUCGCAAUGCCUUCCGGAAUUUGAUAUCAUCAACAGCACUCUUGAUCAUGUUCCCAUCUCCUGUAGCCUCCACAUCUGUGCUGAACCAGUGGCAAAUGCACAGGACCGAAGGCGCCGCCCUAUCCCCCCUGACUCCGUUGCAACUGCAAUCGCUAGUCGUGUGUGGGAAGGUUUCUCGUACCCUGGGGAUCCCGAGAAAGCCACGGCAGCUCUUACCAAAAGGUUCCACCGUUUUGCCAGGGCGGAGCAGCGCCCCGCCCGAGUUGUACCGCGGCAACCGUACAUCUCCGAUGAAGCUCUCGAGGUCCUCACUUCCCUCAAGGAGCGACGCAGACAGCUCCGAUCCCAUGCACGAGUGUGUAGCCGCAAUUUGCUGCACUUGGCCUUCCGGAUCUGGAGCACGCCGGAUCGCCCUCGGGGUCAUGUUCGCCAAUGUGUGCGUAAUGGUCACCGCGCAUAUGCCCGCACUUGGCUGGUGGUUCUCCGCCUGAAGGAGCAUGCGCACUGGCUCGCCAGGCGCGACAAGGCUGCCCACUUCCAACAGCUCACACAGAGUGCCACUGACUUCUGGCUUGACACCGGGCGAGCCAUGGAAGCCACUCAUCGGCUGCGUUGGGCCUCCAAGCGUGCGGCCGAAAGACGGAAGGUCUUUGCUGCCGGCGGUCAUGACAUCGACGCUGACUUGCUCCGGCAGUUCCAACAACAGGAAGACGGUCAGCGUCUCACUGCUCAGGAACUGCAAGCUGAGCUGCGCAAAUCCUCUGUAAGCUCCCGUAGGCCGUGCCCCGGGGCCCUGCCGUCCCUCCUCGAUGUCGAACAUCAAUGUCGACGGCAAAAACUGCGGAAAGCGCCUGGGCCUGACCGUAUCAGUAACGGCCUGUGGAAAGGUCAGCCCGUCGCGGCAGCCCAGUGGUUGUGGAUGCUGUGCGCGGACAUUGCGGGGCAAGGGCAGGAGCCCCCCCAGUUCAAGGCGGCGCUGGUGUGCGCCUUGCACAAAAAAGGCCCAGCCAGCGUCCCCAGCAAUUAUCGAUCCAUAGCGUUACUUAAUGGUAUCGCCAAGAUUUGGCACGGGCAUGUUCGCCACUCCCUCGGACAGCAAGUUCUCGGUGCCUAUCAUCCCCUCCAGCUUGGGGGCCGUCGCGGAGUGCACACCGGCUUUGCUGUGGCAUCCUUUCGCUCGCUUGUUGCCUUGAGUGAUUUCACAGGCCGCUCGUGGUUCGCCUUGUUCCUGGACGUGCAAGCCGCCUAUUAUGAGGCGGACCGACAACUUCUGUUUGGCCAUGACCAUGGAAGAGCCCGGCAGAGAGAAGCCUCACGCCUCGUUUCUAGCCUCCUCACGGAUGGAGUCCUCCGUCACAGGGGCAUGGCUGAGGAUGUGUGUGCACUCCUUGAAGACUGCGUUCGCUGCUCCCAUUGGUCCCUGUGCGGCCACGAUGCCAUCAUCUUGGCAGGCAGAGGCAGCAGGCCUGGCGACGGUCUAGCGGAUGUGCUCUUCGGAGCAAUUUUCGCACAAAUCCUUGAUGAUGUUGAAACACAGCUUGUGUCUCUGCAGAUUGGACACCGCUCGGCCUCUGAAGCCGUAGGCGGACCAUGCAGGCCGAUUCAGAUCGCCUGGGCCGAUGAUCUUUCGGUCUUGGUCGACGCCGACUCGGCAACCCAACUUGCUGAUGAGGUCCCUGUCGUUACGCGGGUUGUAGUCGAGACUGCCGAGAUGUACCGACUGAGGGUGAACCUCGGUCCGGGCAAGACCGAAGGCCUUCUGCAUCUCAGGGGCCCAGGCGCGCCCGCCGCUCGCGCUGCUCUGCUUCUGCCAUCCCCGCAGGUCCCCUUCUCCCCCGGCCGUACCCUGCGUCUUGUGGCAGAGUACAAGUACUUGGGUGUGCCACAGACGGCACCCGACAACGGCCGCCGGGACGCCGAAGCCUCUGUGCAACGCGGUCAGGCCGCCUGGAGCCAAGCGAAUGGGCUCAUGCGCUCCCCAUCCCUUCCUGUUGAGGUCAAGGUUGCGUGGUUCACGGGCAGGGUGCUGCCGGCGGCAUACUCGAGCCUCGCCACUGCCCUUGUCAACUCCGGCCGGGUCUGGACUAUUUACCAAGGGUUCUUCGACAGAUGUCAGCGAUCCCUUGUGGCCUCCUGGUCGGUCUCACACCAUUUGACGCGUGAAGCACUCGACGUCUUGGUACCUGCUGCCACACCGCAAGUCGCCACUACUCUGUGCCGGGCGCGCCUCGCAGUUCAAAUUGCUACCGCGGCCCCUGCUGCCGUCCUCGAUCUUGUCGAGGCCUCAUGUGAGCGCGAUUUGUCGUGGACGUCCCUUCUCAAGGACGCCGUGUGCACGGUUGGCACUUUUGCGGGGCUGUCACCUGAUCAGCUCCGGGACAGCCCGAUGCGGAUCUGCCGAGCCCACGAAAGACUUCUGAGAGGCGCUUGCCGACGCUUCGGCAAAUUUGGCUCUGGGCUGCUCGCCUUCCACAGGCUCUGGCGCAGCCGCGCCAUCCGUGCGCAAACUGGCACCAUCGGACAAUCCCACCCCGUGCAGUGCCCAACGUGCGGAUGGAUAGGCCGUACUGCCCAGGCUCUCGCAGCGCAUCGGCACCGCAAACAUGGCACCCUCGCUAGAGCUACUGAGCUUUGUAAUGGUACCACCUGCAGCUGGUGUUUGCGAGACUUUCAUUCCUCUGACCGUCUCAAGUACCACAUCGCCACCUCGGCCGGUUGUCGCCUUCCCUUGGAGAUUUCUGUCGGGGCGCACCACCAAUACGGGUCGGGUACGAAACGGCGCGGCCCGCAGCAACAUCGCCGGCUGCCCCCGAUUCAGUUGUGUGGUCCUCGCAACGCGACACCGGCGGAGAGGCAAGCUUUUGACAAUGAUCAGCCGUGGGAUGCUGCCGCUCUUCUCGUCGAGUGGGAGGAGGCCCAGGCUUCGCCCGAGGUCGAGGGAACCUCACACACCGGAGCAGUUGAAUCUGAAGUUGAAACUGCUCCCGGUCUGCCUGCCUCUGCCUCUGUGCUCGCGAUUGCCCAGCUGGCUGGCAGAAGUUUCUUCUUCCAGGACCAAGGCCAGGCUCCAUCUCCCCUCUGGUCUGGCUUGCGGCGAGGAGCUGCCGGUUGGUGGCUUCCACACACAUGGCAACACCUCGCCCGGUUUUGGCAGGCCAUGGCUGAUUCCGAUGCCCUCUCGCCCGCAAUCCUGAUUGGUUACCGGGCGGCCACCCGCUCCCUAGCGACUGGCCACGAUGUCCCAGCUCAUUGCCCUGUCUCUGGGGUAAUCUCCGCCACGGGCCCUGAGCUUCUCCUGCGGCACACCCUCACUUUUCUGCACCUGGCUCGUCUGGUGCCGUUGGGUCAUGCCCUGUGCUCUGAUGUUCCACCCAGCAGUUCUCUUCGCGCGGCUUUGGGUUGCAUUUGCCCGGAUGCCGCUUGGUCUCUCACUGUCGUUCGGGAUCAUCCUGCUUGGAUUUUCGCCUCUCUCGGUUCCUCCCUGUCGCGGCUUGCCUUUCUUUUCCGGCAUCCGCCCUCUCCUCUGGCUUUCGCGGCUCCCCAUCAGCUGUCUUCCUCUUGA